GAUGAACUAAUAAAGCAGUUUAAUCAAAUUAAAAAGCAAAAACAAAUCAAGCUUCUUUUUAAAACCUCUUUUUCUGCUUUUACUUUGAAAGUGGGGUGACAGGACGUGACGUAGCAUCUGCAGAUGCUAACAGGUUUAGGAGAUGUCUGCUAAUGUCAGCCUUUUAAAAAGCCUCCCCGGGUGUCGGUACCGUUCGGCCUGUAGAGGGCUCCUCCAGGGGAAGCAGGCUGGGGGCUGUCCGGCCAGCAGGGGCCGCAGGGCGGCUAUAAACACAGCUGCAGGAACCCCUCCUCGGCCACUAGAGGGCGUCAGAGUGCUGGAUCUGACCCGAGUUCUGGCCGGUCCGUUUGCCACCAUGAUCCUUGGAGACCUUGGAGCCGAGGUGAUCAAGGUGGAGAGACCAGGUGGAGGCGACGACACCAGAGCCUGGGGGCCGCCGUUUGUUGCCUCAGAGAGCGUCUACUUCCUGAGCAUCAACCGGAACAAGAAGGUUCAGCUUGCAGGUGUGAGUGACGUCCUGGUGGAGAACUUCCUGCCAGGGAAGCUCUCUCAGAUGGGUCUAGGAUACGCCGAGCUGAGCAGACUGAAUCCACGGCUCAUCUACUGCUCCAUAUCAGGGUACGGACAGACGGGUCCCCAGUCUCAGAGUCCGGGAUACGACUCCAUCGCUUCGGCGGUGUCUGGAAUGAUGCACAUCACCGGGCCGGAGGACGGAGAGCCGGUUCGUCCGGGCGUCGCCAUGACGGAUCUAGCAACGGGGCUGUACGCACACGGAGCCGUCAUGGCCGCCCUGCUGCAGAGGCAGAGGACGGGUAGAGGAGCUCACAUCGACUGUAACCUGCUGUCCUCACAGGUGUCCUGCCUCAGCCACAUCGCAGCCAACUAUCUGAACGCAGGGAAGGAGGCCCGACGCUGGGGGACGGCUCAUGAGAGCAUCGUUCCGUACCAGGGCUUCAGAACCAAAGAUGGACACCUGGUUGUCGCUGCAGGGAACAAUCAGCAGUUCGUCAGAGUGUGCCAGGUUCUGGAUCUGCAGAAUCUCACUGAGGACCCAAACUACAGAACCAACCAGCUGAGAGUCCAGAACCGCAAACAGCUGCUGCAGACGCUGUCAGAGAGGUUCCUGCAGGAGAACACUGCUGAUUGGCUGAGGAGGUUCCAGGGAUCAGGUGUUCCUGUUGGACCAAUCAACAGCAUCCAGGAAGUGUUCUCAGAGCCACAGGUGAAACACAACGGACUGAUCCAGGAGAUGGAGCAUCCGACGGCGGGACGCAUCGCCGUACCCGGUCCAGCCGUCCGGUUCAGCAGCUUCUCUCUGAGCGCGCCCACAGCGCCGCCCCUCAUUGGUCAGCACACGGUCCAGGUGCUGAGAGACACCCUGGCCUGCAGCGAUGAUGUCAUCAGGGAGCUGCUGGAGGCGAAGGCCGUCGCUCAGAAUGAAGUGUGCUGAUUGGCUGGAGGAGAGGAAGCUGACUUUUAACGGGUCAGAACUGACAGACAGAAACACUCCAACCUGCAGAGGAAAGAAAAUCCGUUUGGUUUGAGAUGAAGCUGAUGAUGAAGUUUGGGUUUAGUGGUUCUGGAACCUUAGAAGCCAUUUAGGUUCUGCAGAACUGGACCAACACUCCGCGCUCUGUGGUUCUGUUCCUCUGCAGCUGCUGCUGAUUCAAUUCUUUUCAUAAAUGAUU
Molecule: messenger RNA, 1688 nt
Organism: Cyprinodon variegatus (sheepshead minnow)
Lineage: Eukaryota; Metazoa; Chordata; Actinopteri; Cyprinodontiformes; Cyprinodontidae
Gene: sugct
Product: succinyl-CoA:glutarate-CoA transferase
Exons: 13
Coding region: 143-1450 (435 amino acids)
Molecular function (GO): catalytic activity
Source: RefSeq, a predicted model, not a curated record